UUGUCUGCACGAAAGACAUAUCUCCGCACUAUGAAUGAAUUCGAGUUAUUCCUCAAUUCCACGUCGAUUCUCAUAGUGUAGAUUCAUGCUGGAGAGCUUUCAUAAACAUUGCAACCUUCUUAGGUGUGUGUGUGUGAGAGAGAGCGAAUAGCGAGAGAGCGAGAGGAGUGAGAGCACGUUUGCCAUAGUUGCUGAAGAGUGCGACAGGCGAACAAUUCUGUGCCAAAUGGACGACCCCUUGUGAGAUCGAGUGUUGCGUCUCGUUACCUGAGCCCUUCUCAUGACGCGGUCGCUGUAGUUAAUGAAGAUUUCGGGAACUUCAUCAGGACGGAGUAGUGUGAAUGUUUUCUAAUUGGUUUGGUAGAGGCGACGGGAGCUUCUUGAAUUGCCGGAGUUUUCAAGACGCGGUGUAGCAGGGGUAUCUAGCUUUUGGAAUUCAGCGCCGCGGUUUUCGUUUUUCACUGAGAUGGAUUUUUCCAUUGUUCCGUUCUACAUUUGGAUGAUCAGGGUUUUAACUCUGCCUGCAACAACAUAUCCUUUGCAUGUUACCAGAUAGUAUACAACCUGGUUGUGAGCUGAAGAAUGUGUCUAAUGUUCAUGACUUUGUGGCCUGGAUAAUAUCUUCAUAUUGCCGCGCGACUUUGCUAUGUGACCCUGUUGCAAAUCUGUUUAUAUUGUUUAUCCGGAGGAUAUUAUGUUGUCAAAUUUAAUCUAUCUUGGAGAACAUUAAUCCGCGUAUUCCAUGAACUCUCUUAACUGAUAAGAUUUGUGGAACCUGAUUGUUUAUUUAUAAUGAAACGGAGCGUGGUUCAGCAUAAUUUAAGUGUUUCUUGUGCUUUUUAAGAGCGAUACUGUAGAAUGGAAGCUCGACAUCGUUGUAGCUCAGGGUUCAACUGAUUAAUAUGUUUAGGACCAGAACUUAAUCAAAGUCUUCUAAAACUGUUUCCGGUACCGUUGGAAUAUGUCCAGGUGGUCCGGCAAGAAUCAUUGACGUCCCAUCUGGCUCCGGCACGAUGUCCCCUCUCAGGCAAUCCUGGGCAACUGUUGAGGAGGCAGUUUGCACAGACUCUGCAAUCUGGAUAUCAAAACUUUCAAGCACCCCACAAUCAGAAGAAUACCAAGACUUAAUCCAUGCGAUUUCUAUUCCGCCAGUAUCCAAAGGCCAUGUCACCAUAAAGAUUGGAAAGCUUUUUUGGGAAUUGUCUCCUCCCUCAGGAUACAUUGCGUGUUGCGAAAAGAAGGAUGACUGGGAGCUUGUGCCUUAUUCUGGAUUUCAAGUCGCACUUCUCCUUUCAAAUCGGACCCGUCGUCUUCAGGUUUGGCCCUGCAGUGAGCAAGUGCAGCUACUUAGGACUAAGGCCCUUUUGCCUUCGUCGUUGGAGAAUCUGGGUCUGAGUGAGAAAAAAUCCCUUGGCCGGGAAGGGUCAAUCAAUCUUGAUAUUGACGAUGACCUCAACAAUUUUCUCGUAGAAUUUUUUGACCCACAAGUGAUGUGUGCUGUUACUCUGGAGGCAGGAACAUCAACUUCGUCUGCUCCUUGGCGAACAAUCUCAUCGAAGAAGCAUGCCGAGUUGAUAGGAAAGGCAUUUGGUGCACCGUUUCUUAGUUGUGUCAAGGGGUUAGAGGAUGCAAACAGCAUUUCAGAUGUGUUGGACGCGAUUCUCGCGUUUAGUGCCGCAUACGUCUCCCAAGAACAAAUUCUUCGACGAGUUGGGGAAGAAUCUGAUUGUGAAGACGGAUACUUCCAAAACCGACAGGUUUUUGAUUGUGGUCAGUCAAAGAGAAACGACAAGAAAUGGUUGCGGCGACAAGUAAAUUGUGCGGGAAGUAAAUGCCAGGCAGCUGCUGAGUCAAUAUCAGAGGUUGCUAAAGCCGGCGCAAGAAUGCUGUCGGGGGAUAAACUCAACAGCGAAGCUGAAGAAAAAGCAGAAGUUAACACUAGCAUCUCGAACAUGGAUGAGGGUUAUGAGGUGAAUUCAAAUUUCAAACCAGAGAAUUUGAAGUAUCAUCCACUCAAUUGGGAUGAUGUGCCAGAGUCCUCGGAAGCUGGACAUUCUGUCAAUUUAGAAUGUCCUGGAUCUGAUUUUGCUAUCAGGUUAGACGGCAUCUUACCAGAAUGUGACGGAAAUGUCACCGAUGACUCGGAUAACUACACCAAUUCCUGGUGCAAGUUAUCACGAGUAGUGGGUAGUUGUGGGCAAAGUGAUUUAGGAGGCGAUUCAUGUUCUGAGAGCAGCUGGGAAAUUGUGCGAUCACAAAAGAAUGAAUCAAAUGUGGAAGAUGACGCCUAUGAUCUUGGUGCUGAAAUUUCAGACGCAGAGUGUUUGGGAAAAAAGCUGGAAAAUCUGGAUCCAUUUGGAAAACACGAAUUCAUCAAUGAUUUUCUGAAUUUGAACGUAAACUCUCCAGAAUCUUCCUCCUCAUCAGACCAGCAUGUCUUUGAGCGCUUAGCAAGCAUCUCAUCUUCAAAUUCGUCAAAUUGGACUGAUUACGAGAUUAACCCAUCAGCUUCAUCUAUGAACAAGAUGCGAACAGCGAAACUUCAAACUGUUACCGAGGAGCAUCCAAUCGACCGGGAAAUUUCUCGCCUGUCUCGCAAUUUUCUCCGUCAAUCAGUUUUGGAGGGGAAUGUUCUCCAGUGGUGCUCAUGUAAAUUCAGUGAAUCAAGCUGCAGCGUAAUUGAGUUGAAAUUUCUAGUGGGCUCUUUCAUGGAAGAGGAUAUUGCUACCUUAUCAAUUGGUAUCUCUCGCGCAUCACCACUCUAUGUGAAGAUCUUCCUUGGCGCAAACAACUUUCGUGAAAAUCUCCUUAAAGGCGAUGUGCGAAUCACUGUCGAUCAGGGUGCGCCUUUUUGUUCCGGAGUGACCUGGAAGGGUAAAGUCGCCGUUGAAACUCCUGUAGUUGGUCUGUCGUGUUACAUACCUCAUCUAGUGCGGCAUUAUCUGAAGCAAGACGUACAGGAGCGAUUCAUUAGAGGAUACGAAUUUUCAGAUGGUGAGGUCUUAACAGGCUUGAUGACGUACGUGGUUGCACAGUUAGUGUUCAUGAAAGAGACUUGUUGCAUAUGCAACCACCAAACACAACCAGAAGAGCUGACUUCAAUUGUUCCAAGAACUUGCGAGAAGCCCAUCUGCCAAGCCCUUUACAAUGCGUGGAUAGCUGUAGCCCCUCCGAUGGUGUUGGAACUUUCCCACGUUCAGGAUUGGUUGAAGGCUUGUUUCGAUGAGAGAGCUCUGGAUGUUGUAAGUAGGUACUAUUACGUGUCAGGUGGGGAUGAUUACAAGUAUCGCAGUUAUAACGGAAAAAUCGAAAGAGUUGCAAAAUGGCUUGCUGAAAAAACCUGCGGUUCUUGGCUCAAGGUGAACAUCCCAAAGCCCCUGGAGGAGACCAAUGAAGAGGGCGAGACCAGCUCUGGAAAGCACACGAGGCUAACCAAGAAGAGGAGAACUUGCCAAUACGAAAACAGCCCGCUGUCGAUGAACCAGUUCUUUGCGUUUGAUAUUGAAAAGAGUUCGGGAGAACAUUCUUGAGAAGUAGUGGUAAAAACUCAUCGUACUGAGUCUGACGUUGCUGAAAAGAAGCAGACUGACUUUUCCUCCUGCGGAAGACAAUCUUGCAGUGUCGAUUCUCAUCUGUUGAAAUUAUGGCGAAUUAGUGACCGGGAAAAGCAUGCGGGUCGCAACUUGUGCGAGCAAUGGAGGAUUGAGGAUUUCAGAUUUGAGUUAUAGCUAGAAGAAGACGGCUCACAAUUACUCUGUAAAUACAUCCAAAAUCUGCUAGAUUUCUUUUUUUCUUGUUUUUUUUCCCAUUAUAUUUGUCAGAGCUUGAAUGCCUGUUUCAUACGCGAUCUUACUAGAUUUCAUGGUAAAGAUUAUUUACAGAAAGGAUUUCUGGUCCUUGGUAGUAUUGCUAAUUAUUUCAAAUAGAAAACAUGGUUUUGUGUUAGGUCGUUCUAGGCAAUGAAAAGUCGAGUAUUAUCAGCUAUUGACCCAGUCCUCCUUUCAGGCCACUCUCAAACAGAAAGUCGAUGUUUCAUAUCCAAGCUCAUUUAAAACUGGUUGAAAAUCGGUAAGGAGCUGAUGGAUAUUUUCAACGAAACAUACAUUUCGUACCUUGUGGCAA
This is a messenger RNA of Physcomitrium patens, 4122 nucleotides long. Lineage: Eukaryota; Viridiplantae; Streptophyta; Bryopsida; Funariales; Funariaceae. The record is from RefSeq and is a predicted model, not a curated record.